Penicillium vulpinum is the source of this 2331-nucleotide messenger RNA. RefSeq lists its product as uncharacterized. Gene Ontology annotation, cellular component: nucleus; cytosol. Gene Ontology annotation, biological process: protein deubiquitination. The transcript has 3 exons. Gene Ontology annotation, molecular function: cysteine-type endopeptidase activity; cysteine-type deubiquitinase activity. The coding region runs from base 1 to 2331 and encodes 776 amino acids. Lineage: Eukaryota; Fungi; Ascomycota; Eurotiomycetes; Eurotiales; Aspergillaceae. The record is from RefSeq and is a predicted model, not a curated record.
AUGAAGUCGCUAUUCUCAAAGGGCAAGAAUGGGACCAUUCGGAUUAGGACCGCCACUGACUUGCACUUUGCACUUCAGGCUUCUAACCCCCCGGCCACGGCGCCACCCGUGAAAAAAGACGUCCAGGUACCGCAGAUUUCACCACUAGAAAAGAGGUUGCAGGACAUGGGAUCCAUCCGUGGCGACGGGAGUGACAAGUUUUAUGGGAUGGAGAACUAUGGAAAUACGUGUUAUUGCAACUCAAUCCUUCAAUGUCUCUACUACUCGGUACCCUUUCGCGAAGCCGUCAUCAACUACCCACAACGCACACCGAUGGACAGCCUCGAGGCUGCGCUCGCAAAGAACCUACGUUAUCAGAACCCAGCUGCUUACUUCGAAGCUGAGGCGCUGGCUGCCAAACAAAAGACUUCCUCCCCACCAUCCGCGCGCCAGGCCGGGGUGCCCCCGAAUCCAAACCAGAAGCCUGAGGACAAGGAGUCACCGGAAUACAAGAAGAAGGUAGCGCUACAGACCCUUCCGAUUUUAGAAACCAAGAACAACGCGACCAGCUAUGGAAUGUCGGAGUCCCUUUUCACUUCGCUCAAGGACAUCUUCGAAUCGGUGGUAGCAAGCCAAGCGCGCAUUGGUAUCGUUCGCCCGCAACAGUUCCUAGACGUUCUACGACGAGAACACGAAAUGUUUCGCACCGCCAUGCACCAGGAUGCGCAUGAGUUUUUGAACUUGCUCCUCAAUGAGGUGGUGGCCAAUGUUGAAACCGAGGCCACAAAGCAAGCCUUCACAGAGAAGGCUUUACCACCAACGGAGAGUGCAGAUUCGUUAGGAAUGGUGACACCUAGCACGGGCUCGAAGUCACCAAAUACCACAAGAUGGGUUCACGAGCUGUUCGAGGGAACUCUGACAUCCGAGACUAAGUGUCUUACUUGUGAAAAGGUCUCCCAGCGAGAUGAGGUGUUUUUAGAUUUAUCGGUGGAUCUUGAGCAGCAUUCGUCCGUGACCUCUUGUCUCCGAAAGUUUUCGGCCGAGGAGAUGCUCUGUGAGCGGAAUAAGUUCCACUGCGACAACUGCGGUGGGCUACAAGAAGCGGAGAAGCGGAUGAAAAUCAAACGUUUGCCUCGUGUGUUGGCUUUGCAUCUAAAGCGUUUCAAGUAUACUGAGGACUUGCAGCGACUGCAGAAACUGUUCCAUCGCGUCGUCUAUCCCUACCAUCUUCGUCUGUUUAACACCACAGACGAUGCCGAGGAUCCAGACCGGCUCUACGAAUUAUAUGCGGUGGUUGUUCAUAUUGGUGGAGGACCGUAUCACGGCCACUAUGUUGCCAUUAUCAAGACCGAAGACCGUGGUUGGCUGCUGUUCGACGACGAGCUCGUAGAACCAGUGGACAAAAAUUACGUACGCAACUUCUUUGGAGAUCGACCCGGAUUGGCGUGUGCCUAUGUUCUAUUCUAUCAAGAGACAACUCUUGAGGCUGUCAUGCGAGAGCAGGCGGAGGAAGACCAGGCCUCGACGGCUGCAGCGACCGAAACAGGCGAGGCUGGAAAGCCUCACGGAUCUCCCUUCUCACCACCACUGUCUCAUGCCCAAAGCGCACCUGUGCCUCCUGAGAAUACAGCCCCCUUCACCCCUCUCAGCCGAAUCCCAACGGCACCCCCACUGUCUACCUAUCCAGAAGAACACUCGGAGCCCCAUCUAGCUUCGCCGCGAACCGUUCAAUCGCAUCUCCCUCCGAUCCCUGACGAACCGGCUCCUCCAUUGAGCCCAAAGAAGAGCGAUCAUCAACUACGGAAGGAACGCCGGGCUAUGGAGAAAGAGAAGGAAAAGAAUGAAAGGCACCGCCUGAAGGAGCAGGAAAUGUACAACCGAGAAUUGCACCGACGAGAGACGGAGGAGUUGAGAAGAGCCAUCGAGGCCAGCAGAGCCGAUAGUGUCGAUCUCAGCGCCGAGAAUGGAUCACCAAGGAAGUCGAGCAGUUUCGGCUUUUUGAAACGAAGCAGCCGCAGUCUCAGUCACCGACUCAGCAAGGAUAGAGAGCCCCGACUCUCAACAUCUGAUCUCUCAACACCACUUCUUCAAGAGGUUGUGCCAGAAGUACCACUCAGGGAGGAAGAACAUCCAUACAGCAAACCAGUUCAGCCGAUCAAGCCAAUCCACCAGGCCCAGCCAGUUCAGUCACCGGUUUCUUCUCCGAGAGAUUUCCCACCUAUCUCCAACCCCAAGCAACCCAAACAACCCAUCCGGGCCCCCGAGCCCUUGGUCAAAGACCAACACACCAGCCAUACGAAGCCCGGCCAUACCCCCCGGUGGAGAACUUUCAGUUUCAAGAAAGUAUCUUAA